Molecule: messenger RNA, 1132 nt
Organism: Notothenia coriiceps (black rockcod)
Lineage: Eukaryota; Metazoa; Chordata; Actinopteri; Perciformes; Nototheniidae
Product: solute carrier family 41 member 2-like
Exons: 5
Coding region: 185-1132 (315 amino acids)
Biological process (GO): monoatomic cation transport
Cellular component (GO): plasma membrane
Molecular function (GO): monoatomic cation transmembrane transporter activity
Source: RefSeq, a predicted model, not a curated record
UUUCAGUCUGACGCUGCUCUGUCUGUCAAGAAAACAGAGUAGACUCCCAUCUCUUCUCCUGGAUGAAAUGUCUCCGUACCCGAGAGGCACAUGAGUCAUUGAGCCGAGUCCAAACCCCUUGUGUUUCUACACUGCUCUGAGACUGGAGGACAGGAGAUGAGAGUCUGCGGCGCUCCACCACACCAUGAGUCUCCCGGGUCUGGGAGGACCUGUAAGGGAUUCCCUGGGCUCUAGCCUGACGGGGCCUAUGAGCGGCUGGAGUUCUCUCUCUCUGAAGCCAGUUUCCUCCGGGCGGAUCGCCUCUAUAUUCCAGACCAUGGUUCCCACGGGUUACACCAAGCUACAGGAUGAGCGUCUCUCCAUGGUGGACCUCAGCGCCAAACCUGACGUCGCGUCGCUCCAGAACGGCUACAGGCAAGAGACGACACACAUAGAAGGCCGGCGGAUUCUGGACCGGGCCUCUCGCUCCUCUGUGACUUUAUCUGACUGUGGAGAUGGAGGCUACUCUGAAACGGAGCCCAUGCUGGCUGAGAGGAGGCUCUCUGGAGAGGAGGCAGAUGAAGAGGAGGAGGAGGAAGAGGAUGAGGAGGCAGGUCCGGGAUCUAUCGUGCACAAAAUGCCCAAGGAGUCUCUGCUGGCCAUGGCGCUGCAGAUCCUGCUGCCUUUCCUGCUCGCUGGGUUUGGAACUGUGUGUGCUGGCAUGGUGCUGGAUAUCGUUCAGCACUGGGAGGCGUUCCAGUACAUCACGGAGAUCUUCAUCCUGGUACCGGCUCUCCUCGGCCUGAAGGGAAACCUGGAGAUGACUCUGGCCUCAAGGCUGUCCACAGCGGUGAAUGUGGGCAAGAUGGAUUCUCCCAUAGAGAAGUGGAAUCUAAUCAUAGGCAACCUGGCCCUGAAGCAGGUCCAGGCCACGGUGGUGGGCUUCCUGGCUGCCGUCGCUGCCGUUACCCUCGGCUGGAUCCCAGAGGGGAAGUUCCAGAUGAGCCACGCGGUGCUGCUGUGCUCCAGCAGCGUGGCCACGGCCUUUAUAGCCUCCAUGCUGCAGGGUAAACACACACAGACAGACAGACAGACAGACAGACAAGACAGACAGACAGACAGACAGACAGACAGACAGACAGAGCUGUUGUAG